Molecule: messenger RNA, 777 nt
Organism: Solanum verrucosum
Lineage: Eukaryota; Viridiplantae; Streptophyta; Magnoliopsida; Solanales; Solanaceae
Product: GATA transcription factor 4-like
Exons: 2
Coding region: 1-777 (258 amino acids)
Biological process (GO): positive regulation of DNA-templated transcription
Cellular component (GO): nucleus
Molecular function (GO): sequence-specific DNA binding; zinc ion binding
Source: RefSeq, a predicted model, not a curated record
AUGGAUGUCUACGGACGGUUAACGCCAGAAGUGUUUCGGAUUGAUGAUCUUCUUGAUUUCUCAAACGAAGAGAUCUUUUCCUCUUCUAAAACCGCCAUCGACUUUGAUCUCAAUCACCAUUACCAACCACCUCCUACCGAUAAUAUUGCUGCCGCCGGUUGUUACAACGAUGCUCUUCCCAAUUCCGUUGACUUCACCGAUAAACUCUGUGUUCCGAGUGAUGAUGUAGCAGAGUUGGAGUGGCUAUCGAACUUCGUGGAAGAUUCAUCCAAUAAUUUCCCUUCAAACUCCUUAACACAAACCAUGUACCACCUCAAUAAUACCAAUAAUAUUACUACAAUAUUGCACAGCAAAUCAAGAAGCAAACGUUCACGUAAUUCAAACACUAGCUGGACUACUUCCUCACUCCAACAACACAAAUCCACAAACCAAAAAAACUACAAUCAAGACGAAAAUUCAGGUAUUUAUAACAGAGACAAAUUUUCAUCAAUAACUUCAAAUAUUACACCGAGAAAAUGCACCCAUUGUGCAUCAGAGAAAACACCACAGUGGCGAACUGGACCAUUAGGCCCCAAAACACUGUGUAAUGCUUGUGGUGUAAGGUACAAAUCGGGCCGGUUGGUACCUGAAUAUCGUCCCGCGGCAAGCCCGACGUUUGUGUUGACGCAACAUUCGAAUUCUCACCGGAAAGUAAUGGAACUCCGGCGACAGAAAGAGGUUAUUGAUCAUCAACAGCAGCAGCACGGAAUGUAUGGACAUCACUAUCCGGUCUGCUGA